UUUUCGCAAAAUUUUAGUAAACAAACAACUAUUAUACAUUAUUUAUUAUUGAGAAAUUGUUCUAAAAUGAAAAUAUACAGAGAGCAUACCAUAAUAGAGAUGGAUCAUUCGGAAAUCGUGAUGAAUCGUGGUCAUUCAAAGAAGACUAUUAUUAUGAUAGUAAUGUUGAUAUUAUUAUGUUCAUGUGUGUUGUCUAUAGCAAUUAAUGAAGUAGCAUUACAAAAAAAACAAGAACCAAAGAACAUAAACAGUGAAUUUAAUAACUUAACAAAUUUCAAUUUAUUUGAAUUAGUAAAAGAAAUAAAAAAAAUAAACUUAUCAAAUGACUAUAGUCAAGAUAGCAGGACACGUGAUGUGUCCAAAAUUAAUACAGCAGUAGAUGCAGCGUCAUAUUUGGUUGGAAUUAUACAGAUGUAUUUUGGUAAUAAUAAACAAAAAAUAUCAGAAUCACCUGUUAAUGUUAACAUUGUUAUUAAUAAUAAUUCAUUUAAAAAUAAUUCAAAAUAUGAGCAAUAAAAUUAAUAAAAAUAUAAUAAUCCAUUGUAUAAAUUUAUAUAAAUAAAUAUUUUG
Molecule: messenger RNA, 570 nt
Organism: Aphis gossypii (cotton aphid)
Lineage: Eukaryota; Metazoa; Arthropoda; Insecta; Hemiptera; Aphididae
Exons: 3
Coding region: 67-516 (149 amino acids)
Source: RefSeq, a predicted model, not a curated record